This is a messenger RNA of Suillus plorans, 1207 nucleotides long. RefSeq lists its product as uncharacterized. The transcript has a single exon. The coding region runs from base 165 to 773 and encodes 202 amino acids. Lineage: Eukaryota; Fungi; Basidiomycota; Agaricomycetes; Boletales; Suillaceae. The record is from RefSeq and is a predicted model, not a curated record.
CGUUACAGGACUGUUCCACUUGUUCUUCGGUCUCUUUACCCGUGGAAGGCGAGCGACUCAGGAAGUCAAUACACCAGAAACUGAGGGCCAGAGCUUCUUCACUAUCGUUCAACUUGUUUCAUCCCAGAAGCCGAAAGGGUUGAAGCCUUUCGUGUUGCCAAAGAAUGUCGUCCUGCGGCAGCUUGAAGAAGCCAGAUGUAGGACUACCCAAGGCCAAGAGAUGGCAUCGUCGACGAAUUUCAGUGACCCGGAGCUUGGUCGUUGUAAUGUCGUCAAUCUUCGGGGAUCUCCACAACUGUCUCAUCCCCCAUUCGAUCGCCCGGAAUUACCUAUGCCUUCGUUUUCUCCUCUCUCAUCCUAUGCAUUCCCGAAGCAUUGUUCCGAUGAAUAUGUGUUCCGCAGCUCUUGGCCACCUAUCUUGGGCACGCAGCUACAGCCCGGCAAGAACUCCCUUCCCUGCGAUGCAGACCUCUCAACAUCCCUGUCAUCUGCUUCCCUCAAAGUAUGGACCAGUUCUCCCCAAGGCAAACAAUCGCGCUCGCCUACUCAUCCGAACUGCUCCUAUUCGCCGAGUGCAGGAGAGAAUCGGUUCGCUUCUCCAUUCGGUGACAGAGGCAGCGCAUACUUCGCUCCAUACUUCAAGGGUGUCCCUUCUAUCGCAUCUGCAUCUGAUCUACUCGACUUCUCGGUCUACGCUAGCUCCCCGCGUGUCAACGUGGAUUACUCCUCCGCCAUUGAUGCUUCCGGUGACAUCCAGCCGCCGGAGAAGCUGAGGUUCAAGAGUUCUACUAUGAUCUACGACCCCGCUAUCCGAGAGGUGUUCACGCUACGUCCUAGCUACGGCACACGUACUCCGGGGAGUGGAGGACGCAACUUCCGGAAACUCGUUUCGUCCACACCCUCUUUGUCAUCGAUCUCAUCCGUUUCCAACUGGUCGCCGUCCGGUCUCUUUACAAGUGUGGGUGAACGAACAUCUUCCUCUCCUUGCACGACGCACACAAGAUCAGUCUCGGCUCUAUGUAUCUCCGGUUCUUGCGACCUGCCCGGUGCUGAAAUUGGCGGGAAUCACCCUAGCUCCGUUCCACGAGUCUCUGUCCGGCAUGUAGGAUUUUCUGCGAAGAAGAGCAUCGUUCCAAACACCGUGUCUUGCCCUGACAUACCUUAUUCUAUCGUUCGUGCCACCACUGGUGUGGGUGAAGUUAUCAUU